This is a messenger RNA of Melanotaenia boesemani (Boeseman's rainbowfish), 1817 nucleotides long. Its product is annotated as zinc finger protein 2-like. Lineage: Eukaryota; Metazoa; Chordata; Actinopteri; Atheriniformes; Melanotaeniidae. The record is from RefSeq and is a predicted model, not a curated record. Bases 143 to 1279 code for a protein of 378 amino acids. The transcript is spliced from 2 exons. Gene Ontology annotation, molecular function: DNA-binding transcription factor activity; RNA polymerase II cis-regulatory region sequence-specific DNA binding. Gene Ontology annotation, biological process: regulation of transcription by RNA polymerase II.
GUCAAUGUGGCAUUCAGCGGAAGUGGAUGGAAACAGGCGUGUCGUUAGCUUGCAGAACGUUUUGACCAUAGGUAUUGUAGUCAUACAGUGUUGUAGUCGUAUCGCAGACUAAUAGUUCUUUCCGUGUGGGAGUGAGACAGCUAUGUCUUCGGUUCGGUCCUGGAGGGAUUUUAUCCGGCAGCGUUUGUCUGCUGCGGGUGAGGAGACGUUUACUGCCUUUAAAAACAGCAUCGGUCAGUGUGAGGAGCAGAUCGCUCGUCAGCGCAGGAUACUGGACGUUGUCUUAAAACCAGAAGUAAAGGUACACAGAAUUGAUCUUCAAAAAGAUGACAGUAAACAGGAGGUUCAUCUUGACCAGCAGCAACAUCUAAGUAUGGAUCAGGAUGAGAUCCAGAUUGUACAGAUUAAAGAAGAGGAGGAACUGUGCAGCAGUCCAGAAAGAAAACCGCUUGAGCUGAAGCAGGGGAUAAACACCCCCGUUGUGGCUUCUACUUCCGUGGAAAGCCAUACCAACAAGGAGUCUGUAAGCCAUGACACUCCUAGAAAAGCCUCCUACAAAAAGUCCAAAAAGACCAACCGUCGCACGGGUAUUAAUCUUCACUUCUGCAAAACGUGUGGGAAAAGUUUCUCAAGUAGGUCAAGCUCCUUGGCCCACGCGAGAACUCACACGGGCGAAAAGCCAUAUUCUUGCAAAAUAUGUGGAAAAGCGUUCAACUAUCAUGCUACCAUCGCGCUUCACAUGAGCACCCACACCGGCGAGAGGCCCCAUGUUUGCAAAAUCUGUGGAAAAACAUUUAGAAGGAGCGAUAAACUGUUGCUCCACAUGAGGACCCACACAGGCGAGAAGCCAUAUCUCUGCAACAUAUGUGGGAAAUCGGUUACCGACCCCUCAGCUUUUAAAAGACAUCUGGCGAUCCACACAGAUGUGAAACCACAUUCAUGUGAUAUAUGCGGAAAAAGCUUCAAACAUAGUAACACUUUGUUGUGCCACGUCAGAUCCCACACCGGCGAGCGGCCUUACCUCUGUAAAUUAUGCGGGAAUAGAUUCGUGAAUGCGUCCAAGUUGCAGCGACACAUGAAAACGCACACGGACGAAAAGCCUCACGUCUGCGACAUGUGCGGCAAAAGAUUCAUUCGCCCGGCAAGGCUGAGGAAUCACAUGAGAGUUCACACAGGCGAGAAGCCGUACUCUUGUGAAACCUGCGGAAAAGCUUUCAGCUGCACCUCCUCUUUGAAAAAUCACAAGAAAACUCACACAGGUGAGAAGUCGCAGCCAUGAAACAUCUCUGAGGAGCGAACCUGAGACAUUAAAGCCGCUUUAUAAAGUGCUGAUAGGUUGCACUUCAUCAUGUUACCUGUGUGUGUGAUCCAGGACAAUCUGUGUGUUCAUCUUUUUUAACAAUGUAUUUCAGAAAAUAUCAUGUUUAAAGACAAAAUUUGACUCAAGAUUUUUUUUAGAUUGAGUGAGACUUGACCUUGUUUUUUUCUUAGAUUUGCUAGUGUGUCAAAAAAGUUUUCUUUUGGGAGAAGCUCUACCAAAUAUUACAUGAAAAAAAAUCUAUUGCUUUGUUUUUAAUUUGUGCCUUAAAAGAAAAAUAACAUGUAUUAGAGCAGUUUUUUGUGCCGUGUAUGUAAAAGAGCACAUUUACUUUUUUUUUUCUCUCUGCCUUUUUCAUCAUUAUGUGUGAAUUUUGUGCUCCAGCCUCUUUGUGUCUGUUCUUAUUUGCUUGUAGAGAUUAGAAAAUGUCUGAGCUGUUUUGUAUAAAGUCAUAUUUACACAAAAUAAAAUUUCCUUCUGGCAAAGAAUUCUUCUAAAA